Colletotrichum phormii is the source of this 1592-nucleotide messenger RNA. RefSeq lists its product as uncharacterized. NCBI's taxonomy places the organism in Eukaryota, Fungi, Ascomycota, Sordariomycetes, Glomerellales, Glomerellaceae. The transcript has 5 exons. The coding region runs from base 314 to 1519 and encodes 401 amino acids. The record is from RefSeq and is a predicted model, not a curated record.
AGCAUAGUGGGGGUCCUCGGUGAGUAGGUUGCGAUGGGGGACGACGGAGGCGAGUUGUUAUCAUCGCUCUCGUCCAUCGUAUAUCUAUCUUGAUAUCAGCCCGCAUGCGGUAACUCCCACUCCGUAUACGCGAAUCAAACAGCGAAAUCUCGUAGAUCAAUCCAGAGCUCAGACUUUCUCAUAGAAUACUUUCUACUCAUCUUUUCUUUCCUUUCACAAAAGUUCCAGAGAGACCACUGUGCCCCCUACUAGAAAACGAAGAUGGUGGACAAGCCAAGAAGAUGACAUACUCAAAAGAGAGGUGCAGGGAAAAAUGCGCCAAGGCGGGAGCGUCCAAAACUGGAACGACAUCGCCAUGUCAUUACCAGGCCGCACCAACAAGGAUUGCCGCAAACGGUGGGCAAAGAUCCAAGUCGAUAUCCGAAAAGGUGCAUGGACACAAGAAGAAGACGAGAGGUUGCAGAAGGCCGUACUGCAACUCGGGUGCAAAUGGUCUCAAGUAGGCACCAUGGUUCAAAGUAGGAAUGCCGACCAAUGUGCGAAACGGUGGCAGCACGUGUUGGGACCCGACGUCAAGCACUGUUCCUGGACCCCCGAUGAGGACAGGAAGCUGCUGAACGCCAUGAGUAAAUUCGGAAACAACUGGAAGCAGAUUGGUCUGACCGAGCUGCCGGAUCGUUCAACCCACGAUCUACGCAAUAGAAGUCUCAUUCUCGGCCGCAGGAGUCGACAUGCACAAGCCAAGGGCUCAAAUUCCUCUCCACCGUCAUUACAAGGGUCCAUUGACGAGGAGAUGGCCAACAACAGCCCUGGCGGUAACGAUGAGGAGGAGAGUUGCGACGGUGACGGCGACGACGUAUCUGAUGAAGGUUCCGAGUCCGAACUGACCGACUCAAGAGGAAAAGAAGAGCAUCGGUUGCUGAUUGACAUGAAUCUUCUGUUCGAAGAUCCAGUUGAGGCAACAGAACUCGGGGCCGCGUCCACGAUCAUGUCAGAUAACCAACAAUCACACACAUUCUUGGAAGUACCUGCUCUGGAGUUGCCAGGGAGUACUUUCAACAUGUUUGAUCCCAGCUGCAUAGGCAACUCAGAUCUUUCAUCGAUCAACUCGGCGUCUCUAACUCCGGACACCGAUUGGACUUCUUGGCUCAAUUCACUUGAGGCCGACACCUCAGUAUCGCCGGAUUCACGGCCCUCGUGGUGGGAUGAAGGCUCAACUGAACAACAUUACUUUCAUGACUCCGGCUACGGGAGUUCGAUUGACGUCAAAAUGGCAGGCAUUCCGGAUAGUAAUCAUAGCCCAAGGGCUAGGAAGCGUGUCAAAGGCGAGGCUUCCCCAAGUGCUUCUCUCAGGCCAGGGGCUCGCGCAGAGAACCCGUUGAAGGACAAUGUGCAGAUGGGCCUUAUUACUUUGUCUCUGGAUCAAGUAGACCCAAUAAUCGCCAACGAGAUAAUAGGGAGCGUCCUAAAGCAUGGUGCUGGGCUUAAGAUCAACUGCACCGUCAACAAUCACUCAUGAUUUUCAAGAGUAGUGUACUUGUAUAUAGCUCGCAUAUGCGAUCAUACUUAGUCCUAAAAAAGAUGGAACCGCU